GGGAGACAGCCAGAGAGAAACUUGUCUUGGGGAUUAAUAGGAGGCAGGAGGAGGGAGAGGUGCACACAGGGAAACAUCUGGACCAUGAAGGUGGCCUUCAGAUUGCUUCUUCCGCUUGUUCUUGUGCUGAUCUCGGAGGUGAGCGGGCAGAGGAGGAAGCCUCCCCGGAAACCCACCCGCCCGCCCCCGCCCCCAGAGCUGCCCCCACCCCUGCCACCGGGUCCCCCCUCCAUCUUCCCUGACUGCCCCCGAGAAUGCUACUGCCCCCCAGACUUCCCCUCUGCCCUCUACUGUGACAGCCGCAACCUGCGGAAGGUCCCCAUCAUCCCGUCCCGCAUCCACUACCUCUACCUCCAGAACAACUUCAUCGACGACCUCCCAGAGGAGUCCUUCAGGAACGCCACGGGGCUGAAAUGGGUCAACCUAGACAACAAUCGCAUCCGGAAGGUGGACAGGCGGGUCCUGGAGAAGCUGGAAAACCUCAUCUUCCUCUACAUGGAGAAGAACCAGCUCAAGGAGGUGCCUUCCUUCCUGCCGCCCAACCUGGAGCAGCUGCGUCUGAGCAGGAACCAGAUCUCCAAGAUCCCUGCUGGGGUCUUCAACAAGCUGGAGAACCUGGUGCUCUUGGACCUGCACCACAACAAGCUAAGCGAUGGGGUCUUCAACAAAAACACCUUCAAGGGACUCAAGAACCUCAUGCAACUCAACCUCGCCCACAACAUCCUGAGGAAAAUGCCCCCUGGGGUGCCCAGUGCCAUCCACCAGCUUUUCCUGGACAGGAACAACAUUGAAGACAUCCCCAGUGACUACUUCAAGGAGUUCCCCAACCUGGCAUUCAUCCGGCUCAACUACAACCAGAUCUCUGACAAGGGGCUGCCCAAGAACUCCUUCAACCUCACCAACUUGCUCGUGUUGCACCUGGCCCACAACAAGCUCACCAACGUCCCUUUCAUCAGCCCCAAGCUGGAGCACCUCUACCUGAAUAACAACUCCAUUGAAAAAAUCAACGGGACGCAGAUCUGCCCCACCUCGCUGAUGUCCAUCCAGGACUUCUCCCCCUCCGACCUGGACAGCGUGCCCCGGCUCCGGUACCUGCGGCUGGACGGGAACCUCCUGAAGCCCCCCAUCCCCUUGGACCUGAUGAUGUGUUUCCGCCUCCUGCAGUCCGUGGUUUUCUAGCCCUGCCCAGCAGCGCGCCUUUCCCAGGACUUGGCUUUGCACAGAGACUCGACCCCCGUCGGUGUUUGACACGUGGGACCCUUUUUGCCUCCCUCUCCCCCUGCUCACACCCCGCCUCCACCCCUCUUGCCUUUCCCCCUUUCGUCCCCUGCAGUGGCUGUGGACACGCGUGGCAUGUGCAUCCUUGGGUACCGCUGUCUGCAGGGCAGCACCGCGUCGCAGCAGCCAUCCCAGGUCGCAGCAUCAGCCCGGGGUGGCUGCCACGCUCGCCCCCAGCUCCCUGCCUGUGGGCCCUGCCUUCUCUUCCCUCACCCCAGGCCAGCCCUGGAGCUGGCUCUGUCUCUCCCCUUCCACCCGGCAGAGUUUCAGGAGGCUGGAUUUGGUUCUAGCCAAAAGCUUCUCCAGGUGGAGCUGGUGAGGGAGCCCAGGGGCCACCUCGCUGCAGGACUCAGGUCAUAUCAUUGCUCCGGGUGGCUGCACCCGGAGAGCCCGCGAUGUCCCUGGGGAAAAUUCCCCAGUGACGGAGGUGGAGCGGGGAUGCCCUGGGCUGGUGUGCCGAGGGUGCAGGUGGCCACCCUGCAGCCUUGGGGUGCAGGG
Molecule: messenger RNA, 1776 nt
Organism: Pygoscelis adeliae (Adelie penguin)
Lineage: Eukaryota; Metazoa; Chordata; Aves; Sphenisciformes; Spheniscidae
Gene: PRELP
Product: proline/arginine-rich end leucine-rich repeat protein
Cellular component (GO): extracellular exosome
Molecular function (GO): heparin binding; protein binding
Source: RefSeq, a predicted model, not a curated record